AUGUAUUUGCACAUAUACGUGGUAAAAGAAGGAGAAAAGCCAAAGGGAAAAGGACAAAAAAGUGGGGUGCUCUUCUUUCUCUCUAAGGGAAACGGACGAAGCCUCGCUGCCCACCGACGCCAGCUACCUCGCCACUCCAGCCCUCGUCCGGUUGCUGAGCACUGCCGCGCACAGUCCUUCCCGGCCGGUCUACGUAACUCCCCUGCCUGGCCGAGUCCCUGCUGCACUACAUCAGUGCCUUCGCUCCUGCUCGUCAUCGUCCUGGCAGCCGCAUCAACGACAGCUCUUGCCCAGCAAACUGCUCGGUCCAGUGAAUUCCAGACGUUCUCAACGAGAACCAAAGCCGUCAAAGCUCCAGAUCAGCAAGCUUCAAGCGUUCUCUGCACCCGCCUUGACGAUCCAGUGGCUCCAGUUGCGCUGGAGGACACCAGCAGCCGCUUUGGUGUGUCACAGUCCCUUGGUGAGUUUCCUCGACGAUUCCAGGUUGCUGUAACGCUUUUUGCAGCAAGUUUCCAGCAACCUCGGAUUUGUCUCUCCCCCGUGACUGACCGGAACACUCCGCCUGCAUCACCGAGCCACAUUGUCACAGCACUUUGCUGCACAGUCACCGAGUAUACAACAGUGAUUGGUUUUAAGGUGAAUUCCAGGCGAUUAUCAAUCCAAUGCUACGUCCUCAACACCCUCGGUACCCUUGCAAAAAUUUCAAAGAAGUCGACGCCUCUCCCGACGCACAGAGCAACUCUGUCGCCGUUUCCAGAAAGCUAUCUUGCCACGUCCGGAGUUUUCCCUCACCUUUGGGUAGCUGAGAGACCCCAUCGUCGAUCCUUGUUUGUUCGUUGUCUACCACCGCGAGCACCAGCAGUACGAAAUAAUCCGAUCAGAAUUCAUUUUGAUAUUAUCACAAUCUGACCUGAAUAUUUUUUAGAUUUUAGGCAUUAUCUAAGUAGAGUUUUAUUAGGAAAAAUCACAAUAAUCACUAAUUUGAUCCGCAAGACCUCAGAUCAUUUUUUGAUUAUUUUGAUUUUUCUUUGUUGUCGGUGAUGCUUUAUAAAGAUUUUGCUAAUUGUUAAUUUAAGUCGUGAGACGAUGGAUUAUUUAAUCAAUUAUCUUAAUCUUUAUUUCAAAUCUUGACGAAUAUCUUGAGGUGGGUUGGAUAUGUUUCUUAUCUUGAAUUUAGAUAGUUUUCCUACUUUGAAUAGAUAGAUUUAUUUUCUAGAUUAGAUUGCAUGCUAAGAUAAUAACUAUCUAAUCAGGAUAAGUUUCCAAAAAAUAGGAUUUAAAUUAAAUUAUUUCCUGGUUUGAGUAGGAUAACUUUUCACGUUGGGUAGUUAGUUUUAAUUAUUUAUUUAUUAGGAAUUUUAAUAGAAAAUCAUAAAAAUAAACAUGUGCUUGUCAUAUAGAAUUAGUUGCAUAAAUU
Molecule: messenger RNA, 1417 nt
Organism: Syzygium oleosum
Lineage: Eukaryota; Viridiplantae; Streptophyta; Magnoliopsida; Myrtales; Myrtaceae
Exons: 3
Coding region: 1-909 (302 amino acids)
Source: RefSeq, a predicted model, not a curated record